This is a messenger RNA of Elephantulus edwardii (Cape elephant shrew), 960 nucleotides long. Its product is annotated as olfactory receptor 13F1-like. NCBI's taxonomy places the organism in Eukaryota, Metazoa, Chordata, Mammalia, Macroscelidea, Macroscelididae. Bases 1 to 960 code for a protein of 319 amino acids. Gene Ontology annotation, biological process: G protein-coupled receptor signaling pathway. The transcript has a single exon. Gene Ontology annotation, molecular function: olfactory receptor activity; G protein-coupled receptor activity. The record is from RefSeq and is a predicted model, not a curated record. Gene Ontology annotation, cellular component: membrane.
AUGUUCCAGACAAACUGGACAACUAUAACGGAUUUUUUGUUCCUGGGAUUUUCCCUCUACCCCAAAGUUGAGAUCAUCAUAUUUGUAUUGUGCCUGGUGAUGUACCUGGUUACCUUGCUGGGCAAUAUUACUCUGAUCUCCAUCACCAUCUUGGAUUCUCACCUACAUACCCCCAUGUACUUCUUCCUCAGCAACCUCUCCUUUCUGGACAUCUGGUAUACCUCUUCUGCUCUCACUCCAAUGCUAGCAAAUUUUGUGAUAGGGAAAAACAUCAUCUCGUUCUCGGGAUGUGCUGCACAGAUGUACUUCUCUCUUGCGAUGGGGUCCACAGAGUGUGUGCUUUUGUCCUUGAUGGCAUAUGACCGGUAUGUAGCCAUUUGCAACCCCCUCCGAUACCCUGUCAUCAUGAACAGGAAGGUCUGUUUGCAGAUUGCAGUGGGCUCCUGGGUGACUGGCUGCCUCACGGCCCUCGCGGAGACGACGUCUGUACUACAGUUGUCUCUAUGCGGUAACAGCAUUAUCAAUCAUUUCACCUGUGAAAUUCUGGCUGUCUUGAAACUGGUUUGUGUGGACACGUCCGUGGCGGAGUUAAUGAUGCUCAUCAUCAGCAUCCUUCUCCUUCCUAUGCCGAUGCUUCUCAUUUGUGUCUCCUAUGCCUUCAUCCUCUCCAACAUCCUAAGAAUCAGUUCCGUGCAUGGCAGAAGCAAAGCUUUUUCAACAUGUGCUGCCCACUUGACUGUGGUCGUUUUGUUCUAUGGGACAGCUCUCUCCAUGUAUCUGAAGCCUUCAGCUGUAGAUUCACAAGAAAUAGAUAAGUUUAUGGCUUUGGUAUAUGCUGGAUUAACACCCAUGUUGAAUCCUAUCAUCUACAGUCUACGGAACAAAGAGGUAAAAGGGGCUGUAAAAAAAUUGCUUUUUACGAAUCCUUUUAGUACAGCUUUAAUUUCCAUAUUCAAAUAG